This is a messenger RNA of Sinocyclocheilus grahami, 2317 nucleotides long. RefSeq names its product poly(rC)-binding protein 3-like. The record is from RefSeq and is a predicted model, not a curated record. Bases 8 to 742 code for a protein of 244 amino acids. Lineage: Eukaryota; Metazoa; Chordata; Actinopteri; Cypriniformes; Cyprinidae. The transcript has 9 exons. Gene Ontology annotation, molecular function: RNA binding.
UCCUAGUAUGGAACCCAACAAAGUCCAGUCAGAGGGUGGGCUGAAUGUGACCCUGACCAUCCGGCUUCUCAUGCACGGCAAGGAAGUUGGAAGCAUCAUUAAGGUUGCCAAAAAUGUAUCAAAAUCCCCACCGAAAGGUGCCACCAUUCCCUACCGCCCAAAGCCCGCCUCCACCCCCGUCAUUUUUUCAGGUGGCCAGUCCCCACCGAAAGGUGCCACCAUUCCCUACCGCCCAAAGCCCGCCUCCACCCCCGUCAUUUUUUCAGGUGGCCAGGUAAGAGCCGACCCGCUGGCGGCGUCCGCAGCCAACCUCAGCCUUUUACUGCAGCACCAGCCACUGCCUGCCUACACAAUUCAGGGACAAUAUGCCAUUCCAAACCCUCAGCAGUUGACCAAGCUCCACCAGUUGGCUAUGCAGCAAACCCCCUUUACCCCCCUCGGACAGACCACCCCUGCUUUCCCUGGUCUGGAUGCCAGUCCCCCGGCCAGUACUCAUGAACUCACCAUUCCCAAUGAUCUAAUAGGCUGCAUAAUCGGGCGCCAGGGAACCAAAAUCAACGAGAUCCGUCAGAUGUCUGGAGCGCAGAUCAAAAUAGCUAAUGCCAUGGAAGGGUCAUCAGAGCGCCAGAUUACCAUUACAGGAACCCCCGCCAACAUCAGCCUUGCCCAGUACCUCAUCAACGCAAGGUUCAGAGACGUGGCCGCCAUGUGGAAUGACCCCUCAUCAAUGACUACAUCCUGAAGCCCCAAACUGCUUUCAUUAUCUGAAGCUAUCAGCAGCUGAUUCCCAAUAAACAUAUAUAUAAUCUUCCCUUAGAAUUCACCAACCUUUCUCUUAAACCCCAUGGUUAACUUCAUCAGUAGCUACAUUCAUGUAGGCAGACUACUGACAUAAAAAAAAAUGGUAACAAAGAAAAGCAGGACAACUGUAGUAUGAUUUGUUCAUGUUAUGCAGUGUUUUAGUGUAGUAUUUUAGCAUGCCGAAUGCUUGAAUCUUGUUAAAUAUUUAUUUGAAUAAAAUGUAUUUUAUUUAUUAGUUCAGUAUGGUUGCUGCAUAAGUCUUGUAGUUUGACAGCAAAGAUUAAAAAAAAUACAUUUAAAAGCGGAUUGCAUCCAAUAGCAUUUUCUGGCAAUGCUGUUGGCAAGGAGCUAGUGAUGUGAUGCAGAUGUUGUAACGAAGUACAAACGCAUGUCAGAAUCGAGGAGGUGCUGGAAACUGUGUUUCUUUAGAAGCGGAAGAGAUUUUAUUUUUGCAUUUGAUGGGAGCUUGAUUGUUUUCAGCUUAACUAAAUCGACAGUGAUGCAUGCUUAUUACUUGACGUGGAGAGCAACAAGGCGGAAAAAGCUAUCAUUCUUGUACAGAAGUGUCAAAUGCUUUCAGAAUUAUUUUAUGUUAUUUAUUUUUUCUAUCUUUUCCUUACUCCUCCCCUUUUUCCUCUUCCCUUAACUAUUCUAGGCUGACGUCUGAGGUCACUGGAAUGGGCACUCUCUAAUUUCUACCCAUGAUCCUUCACUGCAUCACAUGACCCUUGAGCCAAUGGCAUUGCACCUAGUUUGUUUUCUCUCUGUACUUUUGCUGUCCUGUAUUUUCAGUAAUUCUGACUCAUUUCUAUUCUAUAAUGUGCACAUAUUACAAAUCUCAGUUUGAUGUUUCUCCUUCUCAACCUUUGUUGUGCUCCCGAUGGUCCUACUUUAUAAUUAAGACACUUAACUUUUUUUUGACUCUCUAGUACCUCAUGUCACCGGUGUCCUGUUUUGCUAUCGCUUUCACUGUGAAUUCACGUUUUCCAGUCUGUAUUCUGUGGUGUGGUACAGCAAAGCCAAUGAAAUCCUCCACUUUCCAAUAUUUCAUUAGGUCAGAUUGAGUUUAAAGCAGCGGUCCUGUGCUUUGCUCCAGGGCUUUGCACACCGGGAACCUUAUAACAGUGCAUCUCAUACACGAAUAAUAAAACCGACUGAUGGAGUUGGAAUGUUUGCACCACACCUGUACGAUUUGUUUGCAUCUGUCAUUGUGGCAUGCAGAGUAACACAGAGAAUCCAUUAUUAGCUUCUUGUAUUCACUUUCAGAACUGAGAGGAAGAAGAAAAUCAGUGUGAAAACAAACAAUAUGAGGAUGUAUAAGCCGCGCUCUCAGUUUUACUGCAUGCUGAGACAUUUCAAUUCAGCCCACAAUCUAAGUUUAAGUAAUUGAAUAUAAUACAGCAGAAUUAUUUAUAGGAUAUUUUUAUAUGCAUCGUGUUUUUGCAGUAGUAUGAGAAAUACAGUGGCUUUAUUUCUUUGGAAGUGAAUACAGAUGUGCUGAUAAUGAAAUCCACCC